AUGUUAUUAAGAGAUCAUCUGGCCAACAUCAUUUUCUCGUCCUGUCGCCAACUCUUCCAAUGUCGAGACACACUAGAAUCUGAACUAUGUGCGGUCAUGGAGGGUUUAUCAAUUUCAAUCCAGAGAUCGGACUUGCCAAUACACAUGGAGAUGGAUUCACUGUCAGCGGUUAACUUGGUGAAUGGAAUAGGAACAGAUAGGUCUGUUUAUGCUUUGUUGGUUGCAGAGAUCAAACAUUUGAUGUCUCUUCGUCGGACUUGUGUUACUCAUAUUGGUCGAAGUCAAAAUGUGGCUAGUGAUUUUUUAGUAAAAUCUGCUAGAACUGAACAUAGAACCGUAGUCUGGAUGGAUUCAGGCCCCCCAGAAGUCGUUGAUUUUUGUAAGGAGGACUGUAUGAUGAGCCAUGAGUAA
Triticum turgidum subsp. durum (durum wheat) is the source of this 411-nucleotide messenger RNA. Lineage: Eukaryota; Viridiplantae; Streptophyta; Magnoliopsida; Poales; Poaceae. The record is from the annotation of a GenBank genome assembly.